AUGCAGCUGGCAGCGGGUUACGUGCGGGUGAAAGUGGAGGACGAGAUCUUUACUGUGGAGAAGCGAAUGCUGAUUGAGGGCAGUGAAUAUUUCAGGGCUCUCUUUGAGUCCGGCAUGCGGGAGUGUUCGCAGGAGGAGAUCGGGCUGCAGCAGUUGCCGGCCUCUGGAUUCACGGUAACGAUGAGGGUUCUAAUGGGGGAACGCCCCAUUCUGGACAGCGACGAGAUCACCGAUGCCAUUGAGUGUGCAGCCUUUCUCCAGGUGAAGCCUCUGACUGAACAUCUUAUCCACAUCAUCAGCUCCAAGAACUGCAUUGUGAUGUUUCAGACAGCGGCGGUGUAUGGGCUCUUCGACCUUCUCCAUGUAUCUGCUCUGUUUAUUCGAGACGUGUAUUCCAAUGUAAGGGAGGAUUUGAGCUUUUUGCCUGAAGAUCAGUUGGACUAUAUUGAAUCCCUGUCUCCCAGCACAUUCGUGGCCGUGGCCACUCACUCACCCUCCGCUCAGUAUCUUGAUGACCGUUCCAGAACGAUUUGCUACUUGGAUGAAGCAGAGAAUAGUUGGAGAACCUUGACUUCGUUACCCGUCAAAGCUAGUACAUCUCUCGCAGGCAUUGCUGUGGUGGACAAUAAUAUCUACAUAGUUGGAGGAGUUGAUGGUCUGAGCAAGCAGAUCGUAAAGCUUAAUUUUUGCUACAAUACUGAAAGGAAUAGCUGGAGUGAAUUUCCCAGUCUGCAGCACCUUCGUCACAACCUAACACUGACAGGACAAGGUGGCUGCCUCUAUGCUAUUGGAGGAAUGUACAAGAAUAUGGUGCUUGCAACGGUGGAGAAGUACCACGUGGCAUCCAACACGUGGUCCUUUGCUGCACACCUUCCUAGACCUGGAGAGGGGAUAGCGUGUACACAAGCAAUGGGUCGGAUUUUCGUAUGCCUUUGGUUUCCAAUGGACACCACGGACAUCUAUGAAUACAAGACCCAGAGAGAUGAAUGGCUUCUUGUAACCACACUCAAACGCCAACAAAGUUAUGGUCACUGCAUGGUCGCCCAUAUGGACAACCUGUAUGUUAUAAGGAAUGGACCAGCAGAUGAUUUUUUGAGGUGCUUUAUUGAUUGCUUCAACCUCACCAGGCAACAAUGGAUGAGCUUGUCAGGCUAUUAUUUCAACAGUAAAGGUGCACUUUUCACAGCAACCAUCAGAGGCGAUAAGGUUUUUACAGUAAACAGAAUGCUAACCCUGAUCUAUGACAUACAAAAAGAUAAGUGGAAACCAGCAAAGGAAGGGGCUGGAUUUCCCCGAAGUGGUUCCAUGCAUACCUUCCUACUUCGGCUACCAAAACAUUCAGUUAGUUUGACUAGACAUGUGGCCAGAAUUUUCUAUGGACACGGAUCUGGACGUCACUGGCAAGAACAGUCUUUAUUGCUCAUCCCUAACUACCACUGA
This is a messenger RNA of Pristis pectinata (smalltooth sawfish), 1440 nucleotides long. It is a transcript of the gene kbtbd13a, whose product is annotated as kelch repeat and BTB domain containing 13a. Gene Ontology annotation, molecular function: protein binding. The coding region runs from base 1 to 1440 and encodes 479 amino acids. The transcript is spliced from 3 exons. NCBI's taxonomy places the organism in Eukaryota, Metazoa, Chordata, Chondrichthyes, Rhinopristiformes, Pristidae. The record is from RefSeq and is a predicted model, not a curated record.